Zophobas morio is the source of this 755-nucleotide messenger RNA. Its product is annotated as myb/SANT-like DNA-binding domain-containing protein 3. The coding region runs from base 23 to 718 and encodes 231 amino acids. The transcript is spliced from 3 exons. Lineage: Eukaryota; Metazoa; Arthropoda; Insecta; Coleoptera; Tenebrionidae. The record is from RefSeq and is a predicted model, not a curated record.
GACAUCCAUUUCGAAUUGUUUAAUGUUUAAAAAAUGGAAAAAAACGGCUUAUACUUUUAAAGAAAAAGCCAUUUUAACCAACAUAAUAAAGGAAAAAGGAUCCGUUAUAGAAUGUAAGAAAACGGACGCGGUGAGUCUUGAGAAAAAGUCUAAAGUUUGGGAGGAAAUAUGUGCAUAUUACAACGCACAGCCUGAGGUAGGCUGUAAACACACCACGAAACAGCUGAAGAAGUGUUGGGCAAAUUUGAAGCAAGCUAAACGAAAAAUAAUCACUGAAGAAAAAUAUGAUAUUCUAAAAACUGGAGGUGGAACGCGAAGCGCCAAAGAGCAUGAUACCAUUAUGGACCUAGUAGAAGAGGCAGCUCCACAUCUAGACAUUCAGUUGGGAUGUCAGUAUGAUUCUACGGCCAGAUACGAGAAUCACAAUAAUUUAGCAGACCCAACCACGGAUUUGGCAACUGGAUCAAGCUUGGGUGACACCCAAGAAACCGUACUGGAGCCUCCAAAAAAGACAGCAAGAACAGUAGUAGAUCAAAACUUGGAAAAAACACUUCGCGUGCAAAAAUUACAAGAAUCAAUCGAGCAGCAACGGGAGUUGCAUGAACUCCGUAUGCAGGCUGCAAAAGAGGAACUGGAAGCCAUUCGCAAAAUCGAUGAAAUUAAACUAGCAACAGCAAUGGCUGAACUUAAGGCGGCCAAGAAGGCUUUAGAUUCGUAAUUUUUUAUUUUUGUUAAUUUGUUAAUUUAAAAAUGUU